Molecule: messenger RNA, 2471 nt
Organism: Spirodela intermedia
Lineage: Eukaryota; Viridiplantae; Streptophyta; Magnoliopsida; Alismatales; Araceae
Source: the annotation of a GenBank genome assembly
AUGUCGUUGAGAGGGGUGGUGGCGGAGCUGCUCUCCUGUGCCAACCCAGCGAAGCCCAUCGUCUCUCUCGGCGUUGGCGACCUCUCCAGCCACGCCUGCUUCCGGAAGGCCCGAGACUUCUCCAAAUACGUCGCAGAGGCCGUCUCGUCCGGCGACUUCGACGGCUACCCUCCUUCCUGCGGCUACCCGUUCGCUCGCCGGUAAACUCCUCAUCAUCCCGGUCAAGAAGAAAACCGAGCUUCAUUUUUCAUCAGUUUUCUGCGAUUCCUCGGCAUUACGCUCGAGCUGACUGCGACUGCAAGCCGAGGUCAGCCGACGGCCGGGGCCGGCGGGCGGCACUGCGGCGGGACCUGCGCUCGCCGCCGCCCGCCCACCGCAACCCCCGGCUAACCCAGUCGGAUCGAUUUUCCGACGAUUAACAGCGUGUCGUUGGGCCUGGCCGGUCUUUCAACAGCUUUAUUCCACUAAAUUUAGAACAAGACGGGCUUUCAAACCAGCUGCUCUCCCCUGACGAAGGAGACAAGAAAUAAUUGAAGAUAGUAAUUCCGAUGAAUGGGCUCCUUGUCCGAGUGGCCCUGGCGUCGUACCACGCUCCUGCCCCCAAACCCGUUGACGUGGAGACUUGACACCCACCGAUUUCCCGUAGGAUUUAAGUCGGGAUGCGUUUUAUGCGGUGAAGAGGUCGACACAUGGAACCCACCGAAGAAUCUCGAACGGCGAUCUCCCGCCGCACGUGAAAAUUUGAUUCUGCAUCGUCAAUUUUUGUUUUUGUUGGUGAUGUGAUCGUUGGGGUGAUUUUUAUUCGAGCUCCGAGCUAAAAAUGGAGUCGGAGAUUUGGCUGUUCUGAGAGGGUCUGUCUCUCUGGAUGUGAUCUUCCGGCAGGGCCGUGGCGGACUACCUGUCGAGGGGAACGGCGGCUGCCGGGGGCGGAGCGGCGGCGACGGUGGCGGAGCACGACGUCUUCCUUACCUGCGGGGGGACGCAGGCACUGCAGCUGUGCCUGGCGACGCUGGCCACCCGCGGCUGCAACGUACUGCUGCCGCGGCCUGGCUUCCCGCCCUACGAGGCAACCUGCGCCAUGCACGGCAUCGAGCCCCGCUACUACGACCUGCUGCCGGGCAGCGCCUGGGAAGUGGACCUCGGCGGCGUCAGGGCGCUCGCCGACGAUCGCACCGCCGCCCUCGUCGUCAUCAACCCCAACAAUCCCAGCGGCGCCGUCUUCUCCCGGCGCCACCUCCUCCAGGUACAGCCCACAACCUACCACCCCUCGCCGCCGCCCCCUUCUAAACCCUAAACCUUUGAAACGAGCUUCUCUGUGUCUGUAGAUCGCGGAGGCUGCGAGGGCCCUGAACCUGCCCGUCAUCGCGGACGAGCUCUACGGGCACAUGGUCUUCCAGGAGGCCGAGUUCGUUCCCAUGGCGGUUUUCUCGGCGGUGGCCCCCAUCCUCACCAUCGGAGCUCUCUCCAAGCGGUGGCUCGUCCCCGGCUGGCGGCUCGGAUGGAUUGCCGUCAACGAUCCCUCCGGCGCUCUCCGCCAGGUGCGCCCUCCUCCAUGCAUGUGAUGCAGACGUUCAUCCGCCAGGUGCGCCCUGAACCUGCCCAAUUCAAUCGCGAUCGAUUGAUCGUUCGCUUGCUUGAUUUUUAUAGGUUAAGAUGGGUAUCGAGAGGCUCAUGAACAUCUCCCUCGGACCAACGUCUAUCAUUCAAGUACCCUCUCUCUCUCUCUCUCUCUCUCUUCUCUCUUCUCCCUUCUCUCUUCUCUCUCUCUCUUAUUUCUCUCUGAUGGCGUGAAAUAUCAGGCGGCGAUUCCCCCUCUGCUGUCGCCCUCAUGUGAGGAGUUCCACCGGCAAGUUUUGGGGGAGCUGGAGUCGUCGUGCAACGUCCUCUACAAGAUGAUGAUGGAGGUGGAGGCGUUCAAGUGCUACUCCAAGCCGCAGGGAGCCAUGUUCACCAUGGUAAAACCUUAUUAUUUGGAUGGCUAACCUUAUUAUAUUAGAUUGUACGAUGUAACUAGAUGCUCGUCUGGUUCUGCAGGUUGAGGUCAACGCGAGGCUCCUCCCUGGCAUAGGAGACGACAUGGACUUCGCUAGGGAACUGAUGAGGGAAGAAUCGAUACUGGUUCUGCCAGGUAAUGACAAGCUACAAUUUGUUAUGCGUUGACUACAAUACCAGCAUUAAUUUACCGCACAUCCAGAAAGAAUGCAAUCUUUUAUAAUGCCGGCAUUGAUUUUCCGAGCAAGUAUAUCCGCAAACCGCUGCCUUGUUGACGACCCAUUAACGACCUGCAUCAACAUCUUCUAGGAUCCGUGGUCGGCCUGAAGAACUGGAUCAGGAUAUUCUUCGGGGUUUCAACAACUACACUGGAAGACGCGUGCGACCGCAUCAGAGGAUUCUGCGAGCGACGACGAGGGCGACCAGAUCACACAGCAAUACUCCCCACAUUCUCAUCGAGCAGAGAAAGCUGGGUCUGA